This is a messenger RNA of Ixodes scapularis (black-legged tick), 1668 nucleotides long. Its product is annotated as ubiquitin-conjugating enzyme E2 Q2. Bases 168 to 1313 code for a protein of 381 amino acids. The record is from RefSeq and is a predicted model, not a curated record. The transcript has 9 exons. Lineage: Eukaryota; Metazoa; Arthropoda; Arachnida; Ixodida; Ixodidae.
CGCUGGGUUCGAGGGCGCUAUCGCGCAUGCGCGCUUCUGCUCUUUUGCAGAAGCGUCGGCCAUAUUGUGUGAACCUAGGGCAUAGAAUGUGUCAAAAUUUGGUGCCCUAAAGUGCGUGUGAAUUGCUGCUACAGCUGCGGAUCUUGCCAUGCACUCGAGGUGAUAUCAUGGCCUGCCUAAACAGUCUCAAGCAGGACAUAAAGACGUUGGAAGCUUCCUUCCCAAAGAACCACGAACGAUUUCAAGUGGUAACUGCGUCGGUGGACGAACUCACUUGCCGAUUUAUCGGCCGGAACGCCAAGAAAUUCGAGAUCCACGCCAACAUCACAGAGACGUACCCUUCGACGCCCCCCGUCUGGUUCUCGGAGACGGAGGAGCCGAGCAUCAGCAACAUUGUGCAGCUGCUCACCAACACGUCGGGAAGGGACAACCACAUCCUGCAGCAGGUGAAGAUCUUAGUCAAAGAGCUAUGCAAGGUGCACAGCUUUCCAGAGCCCACGGAGCUGGAGACCAUGGACUGCAUGCCCGCCGUUCACCCGUGUGAGAGCGGGGACCUCCCGGAGCACAUGCACCCGGCCCACUCGGAGGAGGAGGACGACACGGACAUGGAGGAUGACCUCCACAUCGAGAUGGAGGAGGACUCCAGUGGGCAGGAGAAGGGCAAGGAGGACGGGCUGAGCACGGAACACCAUGCGACCCUGGAGCGGCUGCGGCAGAACCAGCGGCAGGACUACCUGCGGGGCUCGGUGUCCGGCUCGGUCCAGGCCACGGACCGGCUGAUGAAGGAGCUGCGGGAAGUGUACCGGUCGGAGAGCUACCGGCGGGGGGUCUUCAGCGUGGACCUGGUCAACGACUCCCUGUACGAGUGGAACGUCAAGCUCUUCAUCGUAGACUCUGACUCUCCCCUACACAGCGACAUGACCCUGCUCAAGGAGAAGGAGGGCAAGGACCACAUCCUGCUCAACAUCCUCUUCAAGGAGAACUACCCGUUCGAGCCGCCCUUCAUCCGGGUGGUGAACCCCAUGAUCUCUGGCGGCUACGUGCUUGGAGGCGGAGCGAUCUGCAUGGAGCUGCUCACCCGCCAGGGCUGGAGCAGCGCCUACACGGUGGAGGCGAUCAUCCUGCAGAUUGCGGCCACCCUGGUCAAGGGCAAGGCCCGCAUCCAGUUCAGCGGAAACAAGGUGGGCAGCGGCGGCCAGGCGGGAGCGGGAAGGGGCCAGUACAGCCUGGCCAGAGCCCAGCAGUCCUUCAAGUCUCUGGUACAGAUCCACGAGAAAAGCGGUUGGUUCACGCCUCCCAAGGAGGACGGAUGAGGGCGGACGCCCGUUGCCCGCUGUACAGAAGAAGAGGCGCCCCGGGCGGUCUCUCAGGGGAGGGCACCGGCGGCCGAGCGGACGGACGAACGCGUCGGCGCCCCGCGUCUGUCUGCGUUCAUCGACAUCCCACGUUUCUCUUGCGUUACUUCCGUUUAGGGCACUCUUAUUGUUUUUGUAGAAAUGCGAGUUCCUGUUUUGUAUCCACCGAGACGCCCCCACCCUUGCCCCUCAAGAGACCGCCUGGCGACCGCUCGGCGACCCUCCGGAUCCCUCGACGGACGUUUCCCUUUGUUUCCUGCAUUAUCUUGCUUUGUUUCUAAGUGUGCGAAUAAACCGAGAAGUGGGAGUGACA